CAUUCUCACCACUAUCAUCCUGACCUGACGGAACAAGACAGACAGCAGCUAAUUGUUUUUUAUCUUGUCAGCCAUUUUUGCAGCUGUCAGUGGUAACUUACAACAGAUAUUGAAGCUGAAGUAGAUAAAAAAAAGAUAAAGUUAAUGUUGCUGUCAAUCAUCCGCGUGUCAAACACAGCAGGGAAACGUGAUAAAGUAAAAAAAUGCUAUGAAUGAAAAAAAAAGUGCUGAGAUCCAUUGAUGGAGAGGUUGCGUUAUUUUAACAAAUCUGGGUCAGUUUACGUCUAAUGAUUCACUUACAUGUUCAGGCCUUGGCCCAUAUUCAUCCUCUACACAAACCUCAAAGUUGACCAUCGUCUACAGGAUUAUUUGUUUGUCUGGUUUCCAGCAUAACGGGUCAUGAGUUCAACCUUGAUCUCAGAUUAGAGGAGACUAGUGGCCCAUAGUCAUCAUGUAUGUUUUAAUUAAUUAAUUAGUUUACCAAAUCUUUGUUGGGUUUGUUCUAAUAAAACUAUUCUAAACAAACAGUUAGAAUAGUGUGCUUACGGCUGUGAUAGAAGCUACGAUGUAAUUAGUUCUCUUUAUGCUAAGCUAAACUUCAUUCAUUCAUGUUUGUGAUACUUUGAAUGUUACCCUUAACUUAGCUAAUCCCCUUAGCAGCAAAGCAAAUCUUUAGCACGUCAUGUAGCACAGCAGGUUAUGAAGUGCCAGGAUCGGCGAUUAGCGCAAUGUUCCCUUAAAUGGGAUCAGGACUGCUAUAAAAACACAACAUUAUCCCAUCAGAACCCACCCUCCUGUGAACACAACUAGUAAUUGUAGCUGUCAAUCAACCCCGGGGGCGGGGUUUAAGGUUUAAAGGUUCCCAAUACAGACACUGUUUAUUCUGAAGUUAAAUCAGUGACACAGGGAGGACAUGGAAUCCUCAACAGAACUCAGGUCUAGCGUGUGUGUGUGUCUCUGUGUGUGUUUGUUUGAGAGAGAGAGAGAGAGAGCACAGAUCAAUAUUAUUUAUUUUUUCUAUUUUAAACUUUAACCUGCAGCAGCUGAGGUCGACCUAAUCUGUUUUUCUCCUACACUCCUGUAAUCUGCUCCUGUCUGCACAUACACACACACACACACAAUCUCUCAAUCACACACACAUACACAUACAACCACACAUAGUGUGACUUUCUGUGCGUUUCAAGUUGAGUAAAAUCCACUGAUUAAAGUGCUCUUCAAAGGCAAAACUUGGUUCAAUAAAUUAAUAAAAUAUCCAACUUAGAGUUAAAGAAAAGUAAUCUGCUGUUGUUCUUACCUUUGCAGAGCACCAGGACUCCCAGCAGAACCAGCAGACCGUGAAGCAGCAUCUUUCCUAUGUCCACAAGAGUUAAAGACUGAAGGGAGAAGAGGAGAAGGAGGUUAGAGUUUCCAUCAUGAGCAGCCAAGCUGCAGCCAGACACUUGGAGAGCAGUCAAUGAAAACCUGCUGCCAGUGACUGAAGGGACGGAAAAGAAAACAUCUGAUUUUAGUAAGAGCUUGUGGAUAAAUGUAUCGGCUCCCGGAUUCACAUUGUCAUGAAAACCGACAAAGAAAUCGUCGGGACUCUGCUGGGAUUUGAUGACUUUGUCAAUAUGGUUUUGGAAGAUGUGACAGAGUUUGAAAUCACACCAGAGGGGAGAAGGAUAACCAAGCUGGACCAGAUCCUCCUCAAUGGCAACAACAUCACAAUGCUAAUUCCUGGUGGGGAAGGUCCUGAAGUCUGAGUCACUGAAGCACUGUGUUGCUCUUGUUUUUUUCCUUUUUUUUAGUUGAUUACAUUACUAUUGUUGUUCAAGUUCCUCAUCUUGUUAUUUAGAAGGAUGUUUUUUUUUUGGAAAGUUGUUUUUGUUCAUUUUUAAUUAAGCAAUGUGGAUUUUUCUAAGGUAUCUUGUAAAGAAACUGUUUUGUUAUAAACAAACCAUUGAAUCUCA
Cynoglossus semilaevis (tongue sole) is the source of this 1949-nucleotide messenger RNA. It is a transcript of the gene lsm5, whose product is annotated as LSM5 homolog, U6 small nuclear RNA and mRNA degradation associated. NCBI's taxonomy places the organism in Eukaryota, Metazoa, Chordata, Actinopteri, Pleuronectiformes, Cynoglossidae. Gene Ontology annotation, cellular component: U4/U6 x U5 tri-snRNP complex; Lsm1-7-Pat1 complex; U6 snRNP. The record is from RefSeq and is a predicted model, not a curated record. The transcript is spliced from 7 exons. The coding region runs from base 1554 to 1742 and encodes 62 amino acids. Gene Ontology annotation, biological process: mRNA splicing, via spliceosome. Gene Ontology annotation, molecular function: RNA binding.